This is a messenger RNA of Daphnia magna, 930 nucleotides long. RefSeq lists its product as uncharacterized. The annotation marks the transcript as partial. The record is from RefSeq and is a predicted model, not a curated record. The transcript is spliced from 2 exons. NCBI's taxonomy places the organism in Eukaryota, Metazoa, Arthropoda, Branchiopoda, Diplostraca, Daphniidae.
CUGAUAGGCGAGGAGACAAGAGAAUUGCUAUCAUAUAAUCAACUUCUAGAACAGGCUCGGGCAAUUACGAACAUUGAAAAAACAACAGAUAGGGUAGAAAACACAGAAGAUAUCUCUAUAGAUUUCCAAAACCUAGAACUAAUAAAUGAAGAGAACCAAGAUCGGGCAUGGUUUUAUCAGCAAUACGGAAAUACUAGAAUAACGGAAAUUCCUGUUGACGAUCUUAUUUUUGAAUUGCAGUAUUUACUUCGAAGUGAAAAAAAAAUAGAGUUAACAAACAAAGAAGUAGGAACAGCCUUAAUAGCAUUACUCUUAACCGAACCCACAAUUUUGACACCAAUUGAACUCUUUAAGCACUGUGGUCUAAAAACAUACUACGAAAGUACUGAUUCAGAGUAUGAAUCAGUGCACUCGGGAGAACAACAAAGUAGGUCAGAAUCAGACUUAGUGCCCCAAUCUUUAGUAACACUCGAAACUGAAGAGGAAAGUUCUAAAAACAACGUACCCAUCAAAAUUGUAAGAGCGGAAAUCCACACGCAAGGUGAUCAGAUUCCUUUAGAUUGUCCUAAAUUGACCCCUAGUACCACAGCAAUCACUUGUCCGGCGGUUAAUCAUUCACAGUCAAGUAUGAAUACUAAAACUCCUCAAUCCAAGUUAGCGUCCACUCCGUGUAACUUUUUACCAUAUCAAGGACUAGAAAGUCGGAAAGUCUUCUUUACUCCAGCGUCGAUCGUUGAGCAGUCAAACAAAAUCAUGCAAAACAAACCGUCAGAAGUAACAAACCAAGAAAUGCCUAUUAAGAUAUACGUCAACGAAUUGAGUCGUUUGAUGGAAUCCGGAAUGGAUUAUGAGGAUGCUUCUAAAGCAGCUGAUUCUCUCAGCCUUCAUAUCUUACCUCAACCCCUUUACAUACACAAACACUUGCGUUAA